Lagopus leucura (white-tailed ptarmigan) is the source of this 3673-nucleotide messenger RNA. It is a transcript of the gene PPP1R36, whose product is annotated as protein phosphatase 1 regulatory subunit 36. The coding region runs from base 1 to 657 and encodes 218 amino acids. NCBI's taxonomy places the organism in Eukaryota, Metazoa, Chordata, Aves, Galliformes, Phasianidae. Gene Ontology annotation, biological process: negative regulation of phosphatase activity. The transcript has 5 exons. Gene Ontology annotation, molecular function: phosphatase binding. The record is from RefSeq and is a predicted model, not a curated record.
AUGCUUGAAGAUUCAGGUUUCUUUUCCCUUGCGCAACAAGGGAGUUUGGGUUCUCACCUGAAGCAUCAGGAGAGGAGAAAAACAUCUUUGCAGAAAGAUCGGAACUUCUUUGAGGGCUUCUACAACUUCUGCAGCUACGUGACUUGGCUUGUGUUCAGACGGAAGCACUUCCAAGUGAUUCGGGAAGAAAUCGGCAGGCUCCUUUGCUCUGACAUGUUCAAUCUUGCCUUAAGAGACAGGAACCAUGUUUCUUUGCAGACUGCUGAUGCAAAUGCAGUGAGAUUACCACGUCAGAGACAAGUCAGUGCCAAGCAUCCAUCCAUAAACAGCAUGGUUUACCAGCACUCACCUGUGCUCAGCACACUGCUGCCCAUACCAAAGGAGAGCGCUCAGUACUGCUCCCAGAGCCACUACUGUCGGGGCAGAGACCCACAGCCCUGCUCGUGUGACAUCCUACCAGACUUCUCACAGUUGCUCACUACCAAGGUGGGCAUCAUUGGAGCUCACUGUAGUGAGUUAAAUUCCUUUUUGCUCCAGUCUGAUGGGACAAUGGAAGAGGAAGAACAAGAACAAGACCAAGAACAAAGAGAAGAACAAGAAAAACUGAGGACUCAUUCCUUUGUCCUGACAAAAGAUCUGAAUUUAUCAGCUCUGUGAAGCCCUCAGAAAGGCUUAGUAGAGAGAGUGCUGUAUUCUCAAGAGCAAACAGCAGAAGGUGAUCGUAACCAGAACAACUAGCUGAAGUUGAGUGGCAUGGUUUCACGUUGCUAAGUAAAUAAUUUUGAAAUUGCAUCUUAAAAAGCCAAAAUCAUUUAUCAGAGGUGGGGUAGUUUAAUGCACAAGCAUCUGCAUGGGAGACUGAAGACCUGGACUGUAAUUCCUGGUCUGUCACUAUUCCUCUUUCAUCUGAAUGCCGCCUUCUCUCCGUUUCUGAGAAAUUAUUUUACUGACUUAUUUUGGGAAGGGCUUUGACACCUGCAGAUGAAUAUGGUCAUUGAUUUUAAUGACAGACUUCUUUUUUUAAAGGAUUAGCAAAGUAACCAGGAGACAUGACUUACUAUGGCCUAAAGUUCCUUAAACUGUCCUUUUAAAGGAACUUACUCUUGAAUCUUUGAUAUAUUGUUUACUCCUUUUUUAAUUUCCAUCACCUCUCAUUUAGUUCUAGUAUUUUGUAGCCUAAUUUGGUAGCCUAAUUUAUGACUCACUGUGAGAAGAGUUAGCAAAGAGGAAUCUUCAUGUGAAGUUUACUCAGAAUUAACUUUCCAAGUUUUACAUUUGCGUUCACAUUGGGCAGACAGGUUAGUGCUCUUAUGAUCAUAAAAUUGGUGGCAAGACCUUCAAGUGGUGCUUUGCUUGCAGGUUUCCUGGGAGUCUGGUUGGGCAACAGCAUGUGCAACUCUCUCUCCCAGCGGCACAAACUACUCCUGGACGGUGCAUAGCUGGCUGGACAUGCAAGAGGCAAUUGUGCUAUCACUGCCCUGCAGCAACAUGGUUUCUCUACUGAAUGAUGCAGCAAGAUGUUGGCCAAUACCUGGAGCUAAGGGAGUCUACUUCAUAGCUUCCUUCUCAUGGUGUUGGGAGAAGUCUUUCAGUUUCUGCUUUAGGACGCCUUGGCUUGGUCUCAGUUAUCUUUGUCUGCAUCUGUAUCAUGCUGUAUGGCACACUCUGAGUAAAACCCAAUGGUCCUAGUGAGUUCUGUUUUUAAGACACUGUGAUAGUAAGCCAAGUCCUCAGUGAUGGCUUUGGGCCAUCUAACAACAGCCUUGAACUUUCUAGAAAGGAUUGAGAAAUACUUUGAAGUUCAGGUCCUUUAGUCAGCAGAGUCCUUUCCAGGGUUACCUUCUCAGGGCUGAGCUCUGCUUUUUCUGAGGCAAUGGAUGUCUAACACAGACACCCCAUACCUGUUUAAGCAUGUAAGCAAGACCUGGCAGCCUUGCACACAUGACAGUGAGUCAUCCUUCCAGCAGGAGAGAGUGAGUCAGAAAGGGCAGUUGACAAGCUUUAUUUAUCGGUCUCCUGUUAUUUGGCCCGGGAGAAUUUCACUCUGAAAAACCCACCCUUGUUAAUGACAGGCAGAGCUCAGAAGUGUAUCAUGAGACUACUGGCUUUUAUUCCCAUAGGCUUUGCAUGCAGUGUCAUUAUCAGGAAGUCACGGCAGAUUGGCCAUUUCCAUGCAUUUCUUUUUUCACAGGGACUCUGAGCAUGCCAGCUGCAUCAGAACAACCUGCCCAACCUAGGGUUGCCAUAAGCAAUACAAAUUCAAAUGCCUCCGAGUGAUGAAAAGAGCCAGGGGUUCUGUGCAGCAGCAUUUACUGAGUUCCCAUUUACUUUCUUCUCUUAGGGCUGACUUGCUCAGAACUUUAAUCAAAUGCUGCUAGCAUACCCUUGUGUCUUGAUAAUGUCUUGGAUUAUGGUUGUGCCACUCACAGGCUCCAUAUAGGGUGUGUCAGGCUUUCGAGUGUACGUGUCUAUUUUCAGAAGUUAUUUUGCUCUGUUGUAGAAAUUCACACCAAGAAGAAAGUUGGCAGGAAACUUUGCAGCUCAGAGAUGGAAAAAGAAACAGAGGAAAAAAAAAAAGAAACGUCUGCCUGAUGAUUAAUGAAGGAAAACCUGCCCGGAGAGGUUUCAGGCUUUGCGCUUGGGAGAGAGGUGGCAUUGCAGCAGGGAGAUCCACCGAGACGUGGAAUGACCACUGUGUGUAGUUGUGGUAUGGAAAGAAGCAGUAUAGACUUCAUCCAUUCUAUCUGUAUUCUGGAGGGGUUCAGGGCAGUAACCCAUGAAGGCAGCACUCACAGCAGCAGUGCUGCAGGGCUUAGCAAUCUGAGCCCACAUGGCAGGGCCUGGGGCUCUUGCAAGUUCUUUGUGGUCCUGUUGGUUCAUCUUGUUCUGUUAGAGGCUGGUGUCUGAUAUACAGGGAAAAGCAGUCUGAGCCUUCUCGUUUUCCUCUGCAAGAAAGAUAGGUCAAAAGCAGCACUUUAUCAGCUAAUAACAGGUUUUGUCCAUUUUUAUGUGGAUUCAGACAUGUAUUCGUGCACUUACAUUUGCUGCAUAGGAGAAUAACACUUCCGUAUGCCUUUGGUAAUAUGGCUUUUUGUUGCUUCCAGCCAAGUAGGGACCUAACAGAUGCUGCAGUGGUGAAAGGCACCAUCUUGUUUCAUAAUCCUGCCAGUGUCCCUCCUCUGCCUGGGGUCCACCAUUUUACUCCAUCUCCUUUGCCCUCUCAGUUAAACAAAAGAUUCAGGAAUCCUUGACAGAGCUCUGAAGAUGCUUCUCAUCGCUCCUGUUUGUUCUGCUGCUCAUCUCCCUCUCAAAGCCAAGCUGCAUCUACCAACCAGACACCCCAGGAGAAAUAGCAGCUCCUUUGUACAGAUUGCUGACACCAUCACCUUGGCUGCUCCUCACCAGGGGAUGGGCGUGAUGCUUGUGAUGCCUUUUUACCUCCAGUUAUGCUGGGGGAAAGAGCGCGGCGGUGAGACUGGAGACCAGGCAAUGAUUUGCACUACGAGAGGAAGCUGUCAGUCUGGAUUUUCUUAAGCAAAGCUUCCAAAUGGUGGUGGCAUGUGUUCCUGCACUGGAUGGGACUAAAACCUUCACCUUGCAAGCAAACCACACUGGAAUUAUCAUGCACCGGUUAUGGUUCUUGUGGCUCAGGCUAUAUCAGAAUGUUUGUGGU